Messenger RNA from Pimephales promelas (fathead minnow), 1601 nucleotides. The record is from RefSeq and is a predicted model, not a curated record. NCBI's taxonomy places the organism in Eukaryota, Metazoa, Chordata, Actinopteri, Cypriniformes, Leuciscidae.
AGCGUUUUUAAUUGUGAAGUAUCUAGGGUGCUCAAGCGUGAGCUGCGUUUUUUUAUUUUUUAUUAUCAUAUUUACGGUCAUUUAUUAGACUUACUGCUGCACUGAAUUACCUUUACACUCGUCACGUGACACGCUUUAGACCCAUUUUCAAACGUAACUAAAUUAACGUCAUAUAAUACAUCCUUAUGAUCCAAGAUUAAUCGUUCACUGCCUCGGGGACCCAUAAACUUAUUAUCAACUUUGCUGCAAACGAUAACUCUUCAUUAAACUCAUUCCUCUGCAUUGUAAAGUUAUGUCGUGUUGCUCAUUCUGAAUAUAAAAGGUAACGUUAUUAUCGAAGAACAUGGGCCGUUUGGACGGGAAAGUGAUUGUCCUUUCUGCAGCAGCACAAGGCAUUGGAAAAGCCUCUGCAAUAGCUUUUGCCAAGGAAGGUGCUCAAGUCACGGCUACAGAUAUCAACGAGGAGAAACUUAAAGAGCUGGAUGGAAUUCCAGGUAUCAAAACCAAAGUUGUUGAUGUUACCAAGAAAGACCAAGUUGAGGCCCUGGCCAAGGACUUUGACCACGUGGAUGUGCUCUUCAAUGUAGCUGGUUUUGUCCAUCACGGCUCAAUACUGGAGUGUGAGGAAUCAGACUGGGAUUUCACCAUGAAUGUGAAUGUUCGUAGCAUGUACCUGAUGAUCAAGGCCUUCCUUCCUAAGAUGCUGGCUCGUAAAUCUGGUAAUAUCAUCAACAUGGCAUCUGUGGCAUCUAGUAUCAAAGGAGUUGCUAACAGAUGUGUCUACAGCACAUCUAAAGCUGCCGUCAUUGGACUGACCAAAUCAGUGGCAGCUGAUUUCCUGGAGCAAGGAAUCCGCUGCAAUUGUGUCUGCCCUGGAACUGUAGAUACUCCAUCUUUACGUGGGAGAAUUCAGGCUAGACCUGAUCCAGAGCAGGCUUUUAAAGACUUCAUGGCCAGACAGAAGACUGGUAGAAUGUGCACGGCAGAGGAAGUGGCACAUCUGUGUGUGUACCUGGCCUCAGAUGAGUCUGCCUACGUAACAGGAACAGAAGCCAUCAUUGAUGGAGGAUGGAGACUCUGAGGAUGUUUUAUCACUCAAAAUCUAAAAAGUUAAUGCUGCUGUGGGCUCUUCCUGAGUCCUGUGAAUCCAUGUCUUGAUUGCAUUUAAUAUGUAUUGAAUCAUUCUUAGCCAUUGACAUUAAAAGCCUCACAGUUUAUAAACUACAAAUUAUUCUCCUAAUAGGUCGUGUUGGGUUCAAGUAGUUCACUUAUUGCUGAACAUCUUACAAUUUUCUGCUUGGUUUAAAAAUGAAUUGCCAUUUUUAAUUGGAAACAAAUAUAAUAGGCCAAAUGUAAUUAAAUGAUUGUCAAUUACAAUCUUCUUUUAGAAUUUUUAAUCAAUAUUCAAAGUUAAGAAUUGUAAACCAUGUCUUGUGUGUGUGCUUUUUUUUUAUUAACUGAAACCUAUAAUUAAAAACAAUAAUUUAACAGAAUAAUCUUUGAAACUCUUAGGUCUGGUUUUACAGACAGGGCUUAGUUUAAGACAGGAUUAGGCCCAGUUCAUUUAGGGCAGUUAAGUAGCUUUUAUAAACAUGCAUUAG